Molecule: messenger RNA, 537 nt
Organism: Yarrowia lipolytica CLIB122
Lineage: Eukaryota; Fungi; Ascomycota; Dipodascomycetes; Dipodascales
Source: RefSeq, a predicted model, not a curated record
AUGACUCGAUUCUGCGACACCGUCAAGACACUCAUCAAGGAGCCUUCCUUCUACCAGUUCACCGGCACCGUUGCUGGCUACACUCUGUUUGCUGCUGCCUUCCCCGUUGUUGCUGCCAUUCACACUGCUCGAGGCGUUGCACUCCUGAAAAACAAGUCUCUUGAGAGCUGCGAGUGCGAGAACAAGCUGGCCAAGAAGUUCGACAUCUCCAACAUCACCCUCAAUGAGUGGUACUCUCCUAUCACCCUGCUGUUUCCCCUGUUCAAGCGAGUUGUUGAGCCCCUCGGACCCCUGGCUGUCAUGUGGGCCCGAUACACCGGUCUUGUCGGUGAGAUGACCGACAAGGAGGUCAACUGCGUCUUCAACUGCUGGGCGAAAAUCUCUCUCGGAUACAUCUACGUCACCGGUGCCAUCUGCUUCACUGGUCUCUCUGUGUGGUCUUACCGACGACAGACCCAGCGACACAUCAAAAAGCAGAGCAUUGUUGGUGUUCCCGAGGUCACUCUCGCUCUCUUUACUGGUCUGCUCUUUGUCUAA